Messenger RNA from Rubroshorea leprosula, 817 nucleotides. NCBI's taxonomy places the organism in Eukaryota, Viridiplantae, Streptophyta, Magnoliopsida, Malvales, Dipterocarpaceae. The record is from the annotation of a GenBank genome assembly.
AGUUGACAUAGUGGCGCUGGGGCUUUCUUGUUUAGCAGUUACUGUACUCUGUCUCUGACAUUUUACACUGAUGUGACGGGAUAGUUGUAACUUACACUUCCCCCGGUCAGGUUCAAUUACAUUACUAAUUGAAACUAAUGUUACUGAUUAAGCCACACACACCCUUUUGCAUUUUGCAAUGACUUGAGGGUUUUCUUGACCUUCUUUGAAUUUUUUGACCCAUGCCUCUCUCGUUUGUACUCUUCUACUUUAAAUGGCAGAGAUGAAUUCUGGGGACUUGUAUAAGAAGAACUACAGUAACCAGCAGUUAGUGCAAUGUAAUGUGCAGAUCGUCUUUAUGGCUUCAUACCAAAAGAGUGCUAUUUAUGGGAAGCUAUUGACUAAGCAAAGUGGUUUCAGCCUUCAGGGUUUCUGAUGAGUGGGUUUUAUCAUCUCAUCCACUUUGUUUUAUAGGAAUUUUGACUAUUUGAGUGACCCGGUAAUAACUUGGAUCGUUUGCUUAUUGGUCAGAGCAGGGAGAUGAACUUGGUCUGUGUCUUGAGUUGGGUUUGGACCUUGGUAUGUAUCUUUCUUUGAAGCUUAUAACUGGAAGACAUAGAUUGAUGCCAAUUGGCAAAUAUGUAUGCAGCCGGCUGGCAAAAACUUAAAUUGGCUGCUGAAGAAAUAAAGAAAAGGUCAUUCAUAAUUUUUGGAGGAAGCAAACGCAAUGCUUAUGUGUGAUAUAUGUCAUUUAGUUUAGGUUGAAUUAAGAGUUGGCAACCACAUCUCCAAUCCAGAAUUGACUGCCAAAAUGUACAAAGAAAUUUCGGGUUGGCUC